GCGCGGAGCCCGCAGUCCGGCGGGGCCGCAGCAGCCGGGGGCCGGCAGUUGCCGUGGGGACCGCGGGCCCCUCCCUCCUCCGCUCCCUGCCCCUCGCGUUCCCCACCGAGGCGCGGCCGACUCCCCGGCCUCCCUGCCGCCGGCCCGGCGGAGCCGCAGCGGCGCCCCGCGAGAGGCGCAGCCGCUCCCAAGAUGUCGCAGACGGCCAUGUCCGAGACCUACGAUUUUUUGUUUAAAUUCUUGGUCAUUGGAAAUGCAGGAACUGGCAAGUCUUGCUUGCUUCAUCAGUUUAUUGAAAAAAAAUUCAAAGAUGACUCAAAUCAUACAAUAGGAGUGGAAUUUGGUUCAAAGAUAAUAAAUGUUGGUGGUAAAUAUGUAAAGUUACAGAUAUGGGACACAGCAGGCCAAGAACGAUUCAGGUCUGUGACGAGAAGCUACUACAGAGGUGCAGCGGGGGCACUGCUUGUCUACGACAUCACCAGCCGAGAAACCUACAAUGCGCUUACUAAUUGGUUAACAGAUGCCCGAAUGCUCGCGAGCCAGAACAUUGUCAUCAUCCUCUGCGGGAACAAGAAGGACUUGGACACCGAUCGGGAAGUCACUUUCCUGGAGGCCUCCCGAUUUGCUCAGGAAAAUGAGCUGAUGUUUCUGGAAACAAGUGCACUCACAGGGGAGAAUGUAGAAGAGGCCUUUGUACAGUGUGCAAGGAAAAUCCUUAACAAAAUUGAAUCAGGUGAGCUGGACCCAGAAAGAAUGGGCUCAGGUAUCCAGUACGGAGAUGCGGCCUUGAGACAGCUGCGGUCCCCGCGCCGUGCACAGGCCCCGAGCGCGCAGGAGUGCGGCUGCUGAGGCAUUUCGGGCGCGCAGGUAUUCAUACAGUGGUAUUUGGGACACAAUUAUUGAAGCUUGAAGAAGAAGGUUUUUUUUUUUAACCACCGUCUUUUUCUACUUUAUAUGGAAGUAGAUCUUUGUGCAAAAAAAAUUAUAAUAAUAAUAAUUUGGUAUAUUAUGCAAGCUAGUAGAUGUGGCACAGCAAACUGUAUAAUAAAUCCAGUUCAGUGGACGAGACCGUUAAAUGUAUACACGUAUGUAAAAGUGUUCUGUCCCAUAUCCGCCCUUUCACCCUGGUUUGGAUCCUGGCUGUGUACUGUACGUAUGCUUGUCCAGUGCAUCUCCACAGCAUGGUAUCUGACAUAUGGUAUGAUAGACCACUGCACUAAAUGCAGUCUAAUACUUUAUUUUUUUUAAUCGUCUGAACUAAAAUCUGUUCAUUGUGAGGUGUGCUUUGAUCAUUAUGUCGGUUAUAUUGCACAGUUGGUUGUUUGUGACCUGAUAUUCAGAGAUUCUGGCAUUGAUGGCCAAUGCAGUACUUACCACAGUCCACAAGGUGUUACAUGAGCCACACUGGAAAUACUAGAUCAGAAUUUACUCACAUACUGAAAUAAAGCGGUAAAUGAAAUUUUCCCA
This is a messenger RNA of Capra hircus (goat), 1467 nucleotides long. It is a transcript of the gene RAB4A, whose product is annotated as RAB4A, member RAS oncogene family. Lineage: Eukaryota; Metazoa; Chordata; Mammalia; Artiodactyla; Bovidae. Gene Ontology annotation, molecular function: GTP binding; GTPase activity. The transcript is spliced from 8 exons. The record is from RefSeq and is a predicted model, not a curated record. Gene Ontology annotation, biological process: regulation of endocytosis; Rab protein signal transduction. The coding region runs from base 193 to 849 and encodes 218 amino acids. Gene Ontology annotation, cellular component: postsynaptic recycling endosome.